Impatiens glandulifera is the source of this 4431-nucleotide messenger RNA. RefSeq lists its product as uncharacterized. Gene Ontology annotation, biological process: cortical microtubule organization. Gene Ontology annotation, cellular component: cortical microtubule. Bases 824 to 4144 code for a protein of 1106 amino acids. The transcript has 6 exons. The record is from RefSeq and is a predicted model, not a curated record. Lineage: Eukaryota; Viridiplantae; Streptophyta; Magnoliopsida; Ericales; Balsaminaceae.
AGGAAGACAGGUUGCUGCAGAAAGAAGCAAAAUUUGGAGAGAAAAAAGCGGUAGUUGUGGCGUUGAUGCUUCAUCUUCACUUUCUCUCUCUAGAAUCACCGCACGGAGGAAACACGCCGGCGCCGGCUAAUGCUUUAUUUGCAGAUCACCGGUAUCUGAUUUUUCUUUUUCUCGAUCCGAAUUGAAUGCCAGCAGAUAGAUCCAAGUAUUUGAGCCAACUUUUUUUUGCAUUUGUUACUUUCCAAUUUACGCUUCAGAUUAUAUGAUUCUUUGGUUUCGCAUUUGCUUAUCAACAAGUUGGAGUUCAAGUUCAUCACUAGAGCUUUCGUCAAGCAAGUUGACUCUUUGUCUACGGUAAGUCAAAGAAUUUCAUUAACAUGGAAAGACCCGUUUUUCUGCUUACAGUUCGAAGUUGAGAUACAGUUCUUACACUCGGAGGACUUCAAUUUCACGUGGACUAUAUAGGUUUGUUCUCAGCUUAGAGCCCAAUCCGCAAAUCUAGGGUUCUGUUGUGGCAGUGGCAGUGACAUUGAGUCGUCAAUUGUAAAGGGCGGAUUCUGUAAUAGAUUUAAAUGCAAGGAAUUAGCCGGUUCUGAAUGUCUUUCAUGGAAAUGAUAACGUCAAGGAAUGAAAUUCAGUGGACAGAUUUUCAUGGUAUUUGAUUUUGUCAGUAUUCAAGUGGGGUCUCUUUUGGAUUGAUAUCAUUUGACAGAGGGGAAGAAGAAUAUAAAUGUUGGAUGCUGUGUUUGCAAUAUGUCUUGUGUUCUCUGGGAAUGCUGUUUGAGAGAGUGAUUGUUGAGUGGUAGUGAAAUCAAGUUUGAAGAUGCCCCCUUCUCCAGCAAUGAGAUGCUCUCUUGGGAGGGAACUGAAAGGAGAUAAUCAUAAAAGAGGACGUAGCCUUGAAGGCCCGACAGUUUUCAGGGAGAAGGAUGAUGAUCUUACCAUGUUCAAUGAGAUGCAGACGAAAGAGAAACAACAUUUUCUGCUUCAGUCAAAUGAUGAUUUUGAAGACACAUUUUCAUCCAGGCUAAGGUACUUCUCGGAGUGCAAACUUGGGGUUUCUAUUCCAGCCCGAGGUGAGAGUAGCGAGCUGCUAAAUGAAGAUGGAGAGAAGAAUGACUACGAUUGGUUAUUAACUCCUCCAGAUACACCAUUGUUUCCUUCUUUGGAUGACGAAACGCCUUCAGUCACUCUUACACAAAGGGGAAGACCUAGAAGUCAACCUAUCACAAUAUCAAGAUCAUCUACGAUGGAGAAGAGUCAGAGAAGCAGUGCAAGCCCAAAUCACUUAAGCCCGUCUCCUUGUUCUGGGAAUAAUUCCUACCAGUCAAGAGGCCGACCAUUUUCAGCACCCCAUAGGAGUCCAACUAAUAGUCUACGUCAAGAUUCCCCUUCUAGAAGACAAUCUCCUCCACCAAAUAAACCAUCCUCACCUCUUCCAAGGUCUUCAACACCAACUGCACGUGGGACUGCUGGAGGAUCGGGUGGAAAGGUAUCUCCCUCAGGGUCAGGGAUAAGGAGUGCCUCACCCGUGAAGACAAGCAGAGGGAAUUCUGCAUCACCUAAAAUAAGGGCAUGGCAAACAAAUAUUCCAGGUUUUUCCCUUGAGGCUCCUCCUAAUCUGCGAACAUCAAUAUCAGACCGACCACCCUCAUUUGCACGGGGUUCUUCACCAGCAUCCAGAAAUGGUAAGGGGUCCUCCUCUAGAUCUGGAAGGCAAUCAAUGUCGCCUACUCCAUCCAGAAGUGUAAGUUCAUCGCACAGUCAUGACAGAGAGCCGUCCAGCACUCACAGCAAAGGAUCUGUGGCAUCCUCAGGCGAUGAAGAUGUAGAUUCUUUGCAGUCUAUGCAUGUAGGUAGCUCAGAUUACUCACGGACAAGAAGAGUAAUUACAUUUGGUAACAAUAAAUCCCCAACAUUGUCCAAAAAAACAAGUAGGACGGUUCUUUCAAGUUCUACUCCAAAAAGAUCCUUCGACUCAGCACUCCGACAGGAUCACAAAAAAGGGCCGCAGAAUAUGUUCAGGCCACUCUUAUCUAGUGUGCCUAGCUCCACUUUCUAUGCUGGAAAAACAAAUAUUUCAAGUCAUGCUACGGCCUCAAGAAAUUCCCCAGUCGCAACAAGCAGUAACACAAGUUCUCAUCUGGGUAUGUUCGGUCCUCAUGAAACUAAAAGCAGUAACCACAAUCAGGACGAUGUUGCUCGUGAAUUUGAGAAAGUAGCAUAUGGUGGUACUCAUGAAGAUUUAUUUGCGUUUGACGAGGGAGAUGACCUAAAUGAAGAUGUUUUUGAUAGUCGAUCACAUGUUGGCCAACGUCUCCAUUUUAGUGUACAUACUGAAGAGAGCUCUGAGAUAACUGAUGCGGAUAAUGUUAACAUCCUCAAGACGUCUCUGGAUUCUGCAGCAGCUUCUGAACUUUUUGAGUUUGAGGACACUUGUGAGGAAUUGGAAUUUGUAGAUAUAAUACUUUGUUCCAUAUGUGGCAACAGGUAUAGUUUGGUUGACUUGACAGAUAGUGAGGUGAAGAUCUGCAGAGACUGCUGGAAGGGGAAUGAGGCUAUCAAGAAUUUUGAUAAAUCCAGGUUAUUGGAGGAAAUAGAACUUCUGGAAGCUGUGACCCAACCCUCUAAAGAAACUCAUGUGGCUCAAGUUAAGGAUGAGCAAUCAUCCUCAUUGAAAUCAAAUCAGAAUUUAGCAUUUGAAAAUUCUAAUGUAAGAACAUUAAAAGAGGAUGAGCAAAUGUUUGAAAAUGAGCCACCAAUAAACAAACCUAUCACAGGCUAUGAUCAUCCUUCUCCUAUUGACAAUGGACGUCAAAACAUGCAGCAUCUAAGUGAUACUCUGAAUUCAAUUGGUUGUGUUUCUGAAGGUUCAGGCAUUUCCAUACUGCUAAAGAGAUCAAGCAGCAACAAAGGGACAGUUUUCCAAGGUAGGACUUUUGCUGCAAUUGGCGUUUCUUAUGACGAUCCAUUGUAUGUGAGGGAGAGUUCAAUCAGCACGAGAAGCUCAAUUGGUCAUGUCAGUGCAUCUGCAUCAUCGUCUAUGGAUUUGGGCUCAUCCAGACAAACAGAGGCUUGUGUGCAGAGACAAAUGAGUGGAAAGAAACUCGACACUGAAAAUUAUCGGCAUGAAAUAAGCCGGAAACACCAGCGCACAGGUUCAUCUAUGUCUGGGGCUUCUGCUUCUUUGUCUGUUCUUUCUUGUUUGGAUGUUUCAACUAGUACCUGUAGAGAAAAUUUUGAUGGUGUUUCUAUUUCCCAUCCUGAAGACAAGGUAGAAUGUGACAAUCUUUGUGGGAACUUAGGUGGUGAUUGUACCAAAGCAUCUGAUAUAGAUGCUGAUAAUUCAAUUUCCUAUCCUAAUGAUGGAGAGUCAAAGAAAGUUGUAAGAACGGAAGACCAAGAAGAAUGUAUACCUGUUGACUUUAACGAGCUGAAUAACAGCAUCCUUCGUGAGGUCGAUAUUGAGGAUGUAGAAACCACCCAGAACUCAUCGGAUUCUGACUCCACAACAGAAGUUGAAAAUAAUGGUGUUCCAGAUUUGGCUAGCUCGGAAUCUGAAGUAGAUUCACCAAGUUCAAAGAACGCUGCAGAAGAUAUACCUGAAUCUGUUGCUUUGUCCCCAGACAAGGAUACAACUGCAUCGUCCACAGAAACCAAACCGUUAGAUCAUAGUUCUAGCAUCCAUGAAGAAUCAACUGUUCUGCUAGAGGAGGGGCAUGGCCAAACAAAGAUGAGAAGCCUGACUUUGGAGGAAGCAACAGAAGCAAUACUUUUCUGCAACUCUAUAGUCCAAAACAUAGCUAACGAGGCAGCAAACAUUGCAAUCGAUAAAGAAAGGGCAACUGAAUUGGAGGUACCGCUCCCAAUGCUGCCACAUUUAAUGGGACCCACCAUGAAUCUCGAUAGAAAGGACCCUCGAGGACAAACUCUGGGGAAACGGGGACCGAGGUCCCAAAAGCAAAACCGGAAACGAGUGCAAACAGAGUCUAGAACUGUCCCCGAUUCCCCAGAUGAUGGCAAACAUGUAAAUGCGUCAGCUACUACUACCACACGAAUUGUCGGGGUGGUGGCUAGUCAGACGGACAGCAUGAAACCGCCGCCUCCUAAGCUAGAAUCGAAGUGCAAUUGCAGCAUUAUGUGAAAUUUGAGGGGAUUUUCUUUGGGUUAGUUGUGGUAGAGUAUGAAAGAAGUGCAUUGGGUGGGUAUUAUUACUAUUAUUAUUAUUAUGAAUUGUAAAGUUACAUUAUUCUUGUUAGUCGGCGUCUAUAUUUUGUUUAGAAAGUGUGAAAAUAGUUUGUGGUUCAUCGACGAUGAUGAUGAUAUGGUAAAAGAGGAGGAAUUCGUUGCACAUAUAGUAUUCCCUUCAGUUGUAAUUUGUGGAUCUUCUCCUCUUAGUUGUUAAGCAAUUGUAUUCCUUGAUUUGCCUUA